Messenger RNA from Portunus trituberculatus (swimming crab), 2409 nucleotides. RefSeq lists its product as uncharacterized. The transcript has 2 exons. The annotation marks the transcript as partial. The record is from RefSeq and is a predicted model, not a curated record. Lineage: Eukaryota; Metazoa; Arthropoda; Malacostraca; Decapoda; Portunidae.
UCUCAUAAGAACGCAGUACAGUAAGGGCAGGUGAAGGAGGGCGGGCUGCCAGACCUGCAUGUGGCAGUUCCAGUGUGAACAAAGCUUCUUAAUUGCACACACCAUCCUCACCCAUUCAUUCCUCUAGUCUUGUUUCAAAGCUCCCCUACUCACUCACCACCAACAACAUGACUAUUACUACUCCUACUACUACUACUACUACUACUACUAUUUCUACUAAGUAUGGAGCAUGCAAAAGUUACAUGCAUUUCCAUUUCCAUAUAUAUUGAUCACAUCUCCUUGGUGAGUCAGCCAUCAGUGUGGUGUGUGGUGUGGCCUCAGUCCUCCCUGGAAAUCGGUCAGUACGAGCUCUGACCUCUGACCUCAGGGGAAGGACUGCUUGGGUGACACUGACCAGCAGAUAGGGCAGGGCACACACAGGCAUAGAUGCAUAUACGUCUGGCAGUAAUCAAGAGCGCGUUAGAAGAUACACACACACACACACACACACAGUUUCGUGUUAUGCGCCAUGGCGCUAGGCUGGAUAGUCUGUCACUGACUAAAAGUUGUUUUGAAGUUGCAGCCCAUUGGUGUGUGUGCUUCUGUUUGUGGCGUCACGUGGGUGAACCAGGUGUGCUGAAGGCUGACAACUAGACAACUACUUUCGUUCCAACCACCUCAUUGGAGAGCAGUGAACGUGAGCAGUCCUGCUUAUUAAGAAUCACUGCCAUGGCCGCCCCCUCCCCCUCUGCCCACUCCGCCACCUCCGCCCACACCGCUACCGCUCCCACCCCCUCUGCCCACUCCGCCGCUGGCCCCGCCCCCUCUGCCUCCUCCACCACACCCUCCGCCACCGCCGCCGCCGUGACAGUGGAUUAUGCACGACUCAAGCUGGUGUGCAUCUUGAUGGGUCCUGGAGCAGCCGUGCUCAGCCACGCCCUGAAAUGCGGCACAAACAAGGCCCCCUCCGUCACCCUCCUGGACCACCUGGCCAGCCUCCCUGACUCCUCGACGGCCAACUACCGCGCGCUGAGCAAUAAGACGAAGAAGAAAAUCUUUAACCGGGAUGAGGAAAGAAAAAUUGGUGAUGAUCCCUCGUGCCAGACCUUUGAUAUAACACUGCUGUACAAGAGCAUAACACUGGCCUGCGAGGGUGUGCCACCCAGUGACGAUGCACGCUGGAAGGACACGGCACUGAUGGAGGGACUCCUCAACAAGAUCAAGGAGGAAAGAAACACCUGUGUCCACGAAUGGACUCAGACGAAAAUGGAUGAACACCAGUUUAAGAAGAAACUUCAAGAGUUUGAGGACAUCUUCAUCAGAGCCCUUCAUGCCGUCAGGGACAGGUACGGAGUCUGUGCCGCUGAAACCAGCACUGUCAUUGACUCUGUGAGAUUGCAGAUACAAGAUGUGUUGAAAGCCUUUACUGAAAAAGUCAUCCUCGUGAUGAACUUCGAGAAAAAGCUGGAAAUGUUCAAGGAAUUAUCAGUUUGUCACCUCAAAGAUCGUUACAAACACUUUGAGUGUUUUGACCCGCUCUCCUUCCUGUGUGGAUCCAAACAACGGGUCCACGUCCAAACAGUAUUUGUGAAACUUGUCCUUCAGCAAGAACACACACCACUUGAAAUAGACUCCGUAGAACUCUUGAAAGUUCUGACGGACGAGUCUCGGCCCUCCCCGCCUGUCCAGGACGACAGGCCGCGCCUCGCCGUGGUGAGCGGCAUCGCCGGGAGUGGCAAGACCACGCUGCUCACUCUCCUGGUGUCAGAGUGGCGCAGGGAAGAGUGUGACCGCCGCGUCAAACAUCUGGAGGAGUACGACAUUGUGCUCAGAAUACUGUGCAGAGACAAACAUGCCGAGGACCUGGAGACAUUCCUGCGCCUGGUCCUCCCGCCCAGUCUGUCGGUGUUUGGGGAGCCCCUCGUGAAGUAUCUGGAGCACUGCAAGGUGCUCUUCCUCAUAGACGGCCUCGAUGAGAUGAACCAAACCUCCAAUAAGCUCGUCACUAAUGUUAUGACAAUCGCCACAUGUAACAAACAGUUCUCAAUCCUCGUCACCUCACGCCCAGAGCGAGUGGACCGCUUCUUGAGGCAUUACAAACAGGACUAUCGCCAAUCACAGCUGAGUAUUGAGGAUUCCGUCGCUAGGAGGACGGAGUUUGCACUGCAGUACUCCACCUCCUCCACAAACCAGGACAGGCUGAGGGAAUUCAUGACAAAACAAAAGGACAUCAAGUUGUUUGAGCUUCCUCUCAAUCUGUUGUUUGUGGUAAGAUUAUUUGAACACAAUCCAGACUGCAUGAAGGAAAGCCCUACCCAGGCCAGCCUGUACACCCACUUCCACGAGUGGUGCACAGAGAAGCUGUAUGUGAGAAUAGCCACGCACCCCACAUGGGGGGAGAAGAGGCCGCGCACCCUCAAGACGAGGAUA